Messenger RNA from Giardia duodenalis, 1755 nucleotides. RefSeq names its product Kinase, NEK. The coding region runs from base 1 to 1755 and encodes 584 amino acids. Gene Ontology annotation, biological process: protein phosphorylation. NCBI's taxonomy places the organism in Eukaryota, Fornicata, Diplomonadida, Hexamitidae. The record is from RefSeq and is a predicted model, not a curated record. The transcript has a single exon. Gene Ontology annotation, molecular function: protein binding; ATP binding; protein kinase activity.
AUGGCACACCUAUUUAGCCAAACAGGCUAUAACACGCUGGCCCUUAUAGGGCAGGGCGCUUAUGGAAAGUGUUACAAGGUCCAGCAUCAGGCUACGGGGCAAAUUUUCGCCGUUAAAGUGAUGACCUAUACGAAUCCCGAGGGGAAGACACGCCAGCUCUUGGUUCAGGAGAUGAAAAUACACCGCAUGCUUGCUCACCCAAAUAUAGUUCGCUGUGUUUCUGCAACGCAUGACGAAGAUGCUAUGGAGAUACGCAUGUUCUCCGAGUUCUGCUCCGGGGGAGACUUGCAUGCAUAUGUCCAGAAGUUAGAGAAGGGCGAAUAUAUUCCGGAGGAUAGACUCUGGAGUAUCAUGGGCCAAAUUCUAUGUGCCCUCAAGUACUGCCACUCGCCUGCAAAGCCGGGUUUCGCUGUCGGCAAAAAGGUCGUGCAUAGGGACCUCAAGCCUGCAAACAUUAUGUUAACAGAUGAAGGUGUUAUAAAACUCUGCGAUUUCGGCUUUGCACGUGAAAUUGAUUUUGAUAACUCAGCAAUGACCCUUGUUGGAUCUCCGAUGUACAUGGCGCCAGAGGUCUUCCAGGGAAAAACGUAUGAUGAGAAAUGUGAUAUUUGGAGUCUGGGGGGUGUUAUGCACUUUUUGGCGUCAAAGCUAGUUCCGUAUCUUGCUAAGACGCGUCCGGAGCUAGAAAAGCUAGUGCUUGCAGAACGUAGAGCACCUUUACCUAAGCAUUAUAGCAAAGAAUUCGUAGAUACAAUAGGCAUGAUGAUGCGUCUAAAUCCUGAAGACAGGCCAUCCGCUGCAGAUUUACUCGAUCUGCCCAGAUUUGCCAACAUGUUCCCCGAUCAGGAUGUUAAUGAGGUCACUAAUCUGGACAAUCUGGAAACUGGCGAUGCAACGGAGGAGCCUGCGAAAGCGGUGGUGACUAAGAAGCCGAUGAACCCCAGUGAACUUGCAGCAAAGAUUACAGAGACAACCAAGAACAUACAGCCUGCUGCUCCCUUAAGUCCCAUGAGUGCUAACAAAGCGUCGUACGAAGCUCAGAUUGACGCCCUUAACAAGCAACUGGAUCAGCAGAACGAGCUCUUGCUUGAAGCGGAGAAGAAUAUUGGCUCAGUUACUGAGCUUGCUAAAGGGCGUCUCGAGAUGAUAGCCUCUCUUCGUUAUUCCAAAAAUGGUCGUGCGGUCACAGACAAGGGAGAAACGGCACUUAUUUUGGCCGUGAAAGUUCGUGAUUACGAGCUGAUCAAAAGACUUCUUCCCCUUGACGCUGGAAUCGGUAAUAAUUUGGGUAAAACGGCCUUAAUGUACGCAGCUGACAUGGAUGAUGCCACGUCUAUCAGGCUUCUUCUUUCAGUCGAGGGCGGGAUGCAGGACAAUCCCGGAGGCACGGCGCUUAUGAGAGCCUGUAACGGUGGGAAAGUCACUGCUGCGUCCAUGCUUCUUAUGCACGAAAAGGGCUUGGCCAAAAAGGACGGGUCCACUGCCCUUAUCUUCGCGAUUAUGAGCGGCUCUGAUACUCUGGUAGACCUUUUGGUUCCUUACGAAGCGGGAAUGGCAAUGAAGGACGGGAGAACCGCCCUCAUGAGCGCUUGUUUUGCAGGCCGCUUCUAUGCAGUCAAGAGGCUCGUCGAAAAAGAGUUCCACAUGAAGGACUCAAACGGAAAAACUUGCAUUUACUACGCCGAAAGAGGCGGACAUAAAGCGGUGAUAGACUUUGUGAAGGAGUGGGCAGAGAAGCAUCCGGAAGCAGACUAG